ACCUUUGAAAAAACCCAGGCCACCAGCGGCGGGGCGGUCGGUGGCCUGCUGGCCGCUAAUUCCUGUAGAGGGCAGUGGGGUCCGCCGCCGGCCACAACGAGAGAAGAAAAAGAAGAGAAAGGGAGAGAGAGAUAGAGAGCCUGCCUGAUCGAACCAGGCCGCAACGGCUCGCUCGCGAGAAGAGAAUCCCUCAUUUUUCUGCACGCGCUUCCAGGUUUGAGCUGCGGGGGCAUCAGGGCACAGGGAGAGGACUGGAGUGUGGCAGAGGGAGGAGGAAGGACGAGGAGGGUGAGAGAUGGGGUCCGGAUCUUUCCUGAAGGUGGUUGCCAACAACAUCGACGUCCUCGCCGGGCCACUAAUUUCACUUGCUUAUCCUCUAUAUGCUUCUGUUAGAGCGAUAGAGACAAAAAAUCCUGUAGAUGAUCAGCAAUGGCUCACUUACUGGGUGUUGUACUCUUUUAUCACUUUGUUUGAGCUAACUUUUGCUCCAAUUAUUGAGUGGCUUCCUUUUUGGUCAUAUGCAAAGCUUUUCUUCAACUGCUGGUUGGUCUUACCUUGGUUUAAUGGUGCUGCUUAUGUUUACGAUCACUUUGUGCGGCCAAUAUUUGUGAAUCGCCAAAUAGUAAAUGUAUGGUAUGUCUCUAGAAAGGAAAAGUUAAGUAAACCAGAUGAUGUACUGUCAGCUGCUGAGAGAUAUAUUGAACUAAAUGGGCCAGAAGCAUUUGAGAAGCUCAUCGGCAAGUCUACAAAGGCAUCAAAAUCAAGUGGCAUGAGACGAUCAAUCUUGGAGGAGGCAGAGGCUGAAAGGGAAUCAUUGGGUGAAAAUCCAUUCUAUGAUAAAAAUUAUCGAUACUAAACCAGGUGCUUUAUAAUUCAGCAGGUUAGCCUAAUGUGUGUGUGUAAGCCAUUUGUAGUAUUUGGUUUGUGUUAUGAAAUUUCUAUUGCGAGAUUUUUUUCCCUAAGCUGCUACCAUGGGCCUCGUGCAGCCUUGAGUCUGAAGACGACCUUUCCACAUUUCUAAGUCGAGUAUUAUACCCUGAUGCUGAGUUCUAGAGCAACUGUGGACUUUUGGAAAUAGGUGCUGGUCUGAUUAUUUAUGUGAUCUUUUGGAUGGUGUAA
Molecule: messenger RNA, 1119 nt
Organism: Phragmites australis (common reed)
Lineage: Eukaryota; Viridiplantae; Streptophyta; Magnoliopsida; Poales; Poaceae
Product: HVA22-like protein a
Exons: 5
Coding region: 296-856 (186 amino acids)
Source: RefSeq, a predicted model, not a curated record